AUGGAGUCUGGACAAAGUGGAGUCAAGAUUCCCGUAUGGAAUGGCGAGGCUUCGACACUAGAGAGUUUCGAAGAGAAGGUGAAGCUGUGGGUCCUCGGCACCAAGAAGGAAGACAGAGUCUAUCUAGGCCCGCGUCUAGUUCAGGCAAUGGACGAGGACUCCCAGCAGUGGCACGAAGCCAAGAAGGUCGUGCUGGACGACCUAGUCAAGGAAGACGGUGCCGAACGAGUCGUGAAUGCGCUGAAGGGCGUUCGAGGUACUGUGACAAUGCAGGAAGCAGUGUCGAAGUGGAGAGAGUUCAUGAGAGGCAUCUACAGGAACCCAGGAGAGGGACCGAAGAAGUGGGUCUCGAGGUUCGACAUUCAUCUCAGCAAGAUCGGCAAGGCCCUCCACGCGGUGCGCAAUGACAUUCCAGCGACGGGCUUCAUGCACGAAUUCAUCCUGGGGUUGAUCUUGCUGGGCGGUACGGGUCUGGACCCAUCCGAGCAAGCAGCAGUGCUGGCGACAUCGGGUCCGAAGGGCAACUCGUACAUGUACCAAGACGUGAAGAAGGCGCUGGCAGAGCAAUGGUCCGAAGAACAGUUGGCAACCAUAGAUAAGCAAAAAGGGUACAAAUCUAGAAAAGGAGUGCACGCGAUAUUCGAGGACCCUGAGCAGAUAGGCGAGCUGACCGCCUACGCGGAAGAGAUCUACGACGAGGCCUACCACGACGGCUUCGGGGAGGCCGCCGACCUGACGGAGACGGCGAUGGCCGCCGCCGAGGAGCUCAUGACGGCGACGAUCGGGGAUCCCUCGAUCGCAGAGGAGCAUCCUGGACAGGACGAUAGUCUAGCGGCGGCAGUCCUUCCUGGAGAAGAUCGAGCUGACGAGUGGACGGAGACAGCAUACGCCGCUUCUCGCACGUUCCUGGAGGCUCGGAAGCUCAUCAAUGAGGUGAAGAACGCGAGGGGCUACUUCCCAGUGGUCGGACUGGGAGCGUACGAUGCCAUGCCUACUCAGCCAGCUGAUCGGAAGAGAGCGUUCAACAGCUUCGUGGGUGCUCUGGAGCACAUCGUGGAGUUCGACAGCUUCGUGGGCACGUGCGCCGAGGAGCAGAUCCUGGUGGAGGACGACGGCAACUUCGAGGACGGCACGUUCAUCGGCUUCAGCCUUGACGAGUGCAAGGGCCACGCAAUUCUGGACGGCGGUGCGUCCAGGUCCGUAGGCGGCGUUGAGCAGCUGGAGUACCUGAACGGGCACUUGCACCCGAUGGAGGUGGGCCCAGGGGCGGGCCUGGGCUUCUCGUUCGCGGGUGGCGACCAGGCGGACGCCCCCUCGAAGGUCUCGUUUCAGGUCCACAACCUCGACGACCAGACAGUAGAGAUCUACGUGCUAGACCGCCCGUCCCCCAUCCUGCUGGGAGUCGACAUGCUGAAGAAGUUUGGGCUAGUGAUCGACUACGAGCGGAACACUGUGUAUUCCCGGAGGCUCAAGAAGGAGAUUCCCACGAGGGUGCUGGCGUCUGGCCACCUUGCCUUGGACUUGACGGCGCUGAGCGACGCUGGCUCAGCCUUGUGUUGCGACCCUGGUCGCGACACAGCAACUGCGGAAAAGACGUCAUCCAUCGUUGUCGCUACCAGGGGCCCUAAGGACGCUGAAGACCUUCCCAGAGAGCUCCAACAGCUACUCGAAAUAGGUAUCCGAAUAAGAUCAAAGUUCCCGAACUUGAGCACCCAGAUGAUGACACCGAUUCUAGAACACCUCCUGGAGUACGCGAACUGGGCCGAGGGAGACAAGGGGACGAACGCACACGUAGAUCAGAUCAAGUGCAGGGACUGCGGAGAGAUCCUGUUCAAGUACAUCUUCGCAAAGCCGCAGGACCAGCAGCUCAGCCUCUGCAUCAAGUCGCGCGAGCACUUCCAGCGGCUGGAGGCGACGGGGCAAGCUCAACUACCACGAGUUCGCCCCUCCUGCAACCCGGACAUGAACUACGCGGACAGCACCUCAGAGAGCGAGCCGACUCCCGCGAAGUGCUCCACAGCCUACGCCAAGCCGCCCGCUGUGCAGAUGAUCAUCGAGAACGAGAGGAACGCGAUUCGACAGGAGGAGCAGACGCGCCUGGCCAAGGAGAUCAUCGAGAAGGGUCUCAUUCAGACUUCAGCCCCGUCAAAACCAGACGUCGAGAUCAAGGUGGAGGAGAUGAUCGACCCUCCGAGGGCAAUGAAGCGGCAGGGCGUUCCAGAACCGAUGGUCAGCAAGAGUGCCUACGGAAUUCCAGUGCCCGGGGAUCUUCCAACGCCCUCGGGCAUGCCGAGACCAGCAGGAGCCAUGAAGUUGGUCCAGGCGCUGAUGGAGGAAAGGCCACGGAAGGUCUGGUUCUCACCUCCUUGUGGAGCAGAGAGCCCUCUGCAGAACCUGAACCCCAUGACCGAAGAAGCGCAGAAGAAGCUGAUCAAAACUCGAAAGAUCCAGCGCAACACGGUCUGGGCGAUCACACAUUUUCGAGAAGCUGGAUUCUGUGACAUUUACCUGGAGCAGUCAGGGAGAUGCAGAUCAUGCACAGGCAACUUCAAGAGCCUCAAGCAGGAGCUGCAUGGAUGCACCAUCCACGGGUGCAUGUACGAUAUGCGCGAUGAGAAGGAAGAGGUGCUGCUAAAGAAGGAAUGGUAUAUAGCUACAACUGAUGAGACGUUCGAGAAGGAGGUUGGACGUCGAUGUCAAGACCUACAUGUUAAUCUACCGAUCGAAGGAGAGACUCGUGUGGCGCUAACGGCGAACUAUCCCGUGAACAUGUGCAAGAAGAUAGCGAAGCAUUUCAUGAAGACGAUAACGUCCGACGAAGCCCUCUCCUACCUUGUCAAGGAAGUCAACGCGAAAGACGACGGGGACUUGGAGGCCAUCAUCGCGCACCUGCACCGCAACUUCGGACACUGCAGCUUAACGGCAGUGGAGGCCGCUCUCAAGACUCGGCAGGCCGACAGGAAGCUGGUCGAUCUGUGCAAGCACUAUGAAUGCCCGUCGUGCAAGGCCGCUCAACGUUUCCAACUUCGUCCAAUCGCGAGCUCAGGGCCGUCCGUUCCGACGCCUGGGAAAGAGCUAGGAGAAAUGGACAAGAACUGCGGCAACACCACAGCUCAGGAGAUGAAGGAUACGGUCCUGAAGAGCUGGAUCCAGCAUUACGGCAAACCAGAAGUUCUGAGAUCAGAUCCUGAAGGUUGUUUUCGGAAAGCGGAACAUCGUGCGUGGCUAUCAGGUCAUGGCAUUGAAAGGCGACCAGAACCUGGAGAAGCUCAUUGGCGCAUGGGCGUGGUCGAGAGGUGCAUAGAGACGAUCAAGGAGAUUGCGACUCGGAUGGCCUGGGAAGCUCCAGAAGAUAUCGAGCCGCAGGAGAUCUUCACGUGGGCGUGCGCCGCCAACAACGACCUGAUGAGACACAACGACUACAGCCCACUUAUGCUCCUCAUGGGUCGCACUCCAGCCGGACAUGGUCUACAAGAUGAGGAGAAUCCCUCCACUCUCAGCGCAGAGGUGAAGGAGGAUCAAUUCCAGAAGCUAGUGCUGAACAAACGGACUGCGUAUAAAGCUUGUGUAGAACACUACCUAUCCGAGAAGACGAAGAGAGCGCUGUUAGCCAAGACACGACCGUUUAAGGUCUGGGAGCCUGGCGAAAAGGCCCACUACUGGAGAAGCGCCAAGGGUAACAGCCACAAGACGAAGCAGGGGAUGUCUGGACGCUUCCAUGGUCCGGCUACGGUGCUGAUGCAAGAGCGCGAGGUCAAGAACGGAGUAGCAGAACGUCGCGGAGUCGUCUGGCUUGUGGAUGGUGAUCGACUGGCACGAGCAGCAGCAGCACACCUGCGCACCGUCACGAAGGCGGAGCAGACGCUGGAGAGUAUUUCGGCAGGCAGCUCAGACCAAUUCCAGAGGAUGCCGACCAACCAGGACCAGACGAGUGGCACGACAUUCCCGAGGGUGAAGAUGGACAGGGAGGAGAUCAACACCGAGAACCACCUCGCGACGAUCAUGGACCGGAUCACGAAGAAGAAGAUCUACCAGGAGAACCAGCAGAAGUUCACGAAGAGCCAGGAGGAGGACAUGACCGACCUGCUGAGAGACCUCAACCCGAAGUUCCCUGGGAUGACGAGCCACCUCCAGAAGGUAUCAACAAGCGGGAAGCAAAGACAUCGCGCCGACUUCGUGGUCUACUUGGAGAUGCUGAAGGCGCAGGCGCCUGACAUCUACAUGGCCGAUCUGGGACGCACAGAUCCUGAAGAAGAAGUCUCUCCGGAAUGGAAGUCACCCUGGGAGUACUCACGGAAGGCGAAGCAGGAAGACCUCGUCGGAUAUUCCUCGGAGGAGAAAGCAGGGCUCGCAGUAUUGGUGGGCUUCACUAUAGACGAGAAGGACCUGGGCCAGCUGGAGAAGAAUCCUGAGAGAAUGCUGGCAGCUUUGGUGAAGCAGAACAAGGUCGAGGUCAAGUUGAAGGACCUCACACCGGAGGAGAAGAAGCAGCUGCCUUUUGCCAAGGAGAACGAGAUCAAGUCGUUCUUGAAGUAUCGAGUCUGUGAAGCGGCCAGCCGUGCUGGCGUACAUCCGGGAGCGUUAAUGAAGAUGCGCUGGGUCAUCACCAAGAAAGACGGGCGACCUCAAGGCACGCCUGGUGGUUCUUGGUUACACGGAUCCGAGCUUGGGACAGAUCAAGACGGCAUCCCCUACGCGCAGCCGUAG
This is a messenger RNA of Prorocentrum cordatum, 4707 nucleotides long. The record is from the annotation of a GenBank genome assembly. Lineage: Eukaryota; Dinophyceae; Prorocentrales; Prorocentraceae.